Molecule: messenger RNA, 8149 nt
Organism: Ruditapes philippinarum (Manila clam)
Lineage: Eukaryota; Metazoa; Mollusca; Bivalvia; Venerida; Veneridae
Product: RAC-alpha serine/threonine-protein kinase-like
Exons: 11
Coding region: 171-1631 (486 amino acids)
Biological process (GO): protein phosphorylation
Molecular function (GO): protein serine/threonine kinase activity; ATP binding
Source: RefSeq, a predicted model, not a curated record
CGAGAUAACGGGAACGUAACGAGAUCUGGAAAGAAAUGCAUAGAAUUUCUGUGAAUCUUGCAUACAUUUUACAAUUUUCUGCAUUUCACACUUAAAAUCAUAAACCGACAGCCACCCAUAAUUGAAGGAAAUUACUUCAUAGUUCUAAAAGAGGUGUGUAGGGGUGUGAGAUGAAUCCCUCAGAGGAGCAGUCAGUUGUGAAAGAGGGAUAUCUUUGGAAGAGAGGGGAACAUAUCAAGAAUUGGAGGAAAAGAUAUUUUAUCCUGAGGAAAGAUGGGUCAUUUUUGGGAUUUCGUGCAAAACCAGAUCAUGGUUUCAGUGAUCCUCUGAAUGAUUUUACUGUGAGAGAAUGUCAGUUGAUGAAACAGGAGAAGCCACGUUCUAACACAUUCUUAAUAAGAGGUCUACAGUGGACUACAAUUGUGGAACGUAUGUUCUGUGUAGAAAGUCCCGAGGAAAGGGAAGAUUGGAUGCAGGCAAUCAGAUCAGUGUCAGAAAAUCUAAAAAUGAUAGACGAGGAGAGUGGCGGGGCAGCUAGUAGCAACAGUCUAGAGAAAGCAAAGAAGAAAGUGAGCCUGGAUGACUUCCAGUUCUUGAAAAUGUUGGGUAAAGGAACAUUUGGCAAAGUGAUUUUGUGUAAAGAAAAGUCAACAAGCCAUUUGUAUGCAAUCAAAAUUUUAAAGAAGGCUGUGAUAAUACAAAAGGAUGAGGUUGCACAUACUUUAACAGAGAACAGAGUAUUACAAACAACAAAACAUCCGUUCUUAACUCAACUGAAGUAUUCAUUUCAAACCCCAGACAGAUUAUGUUUUGUGAUGGAGUAUGUGAAUGGUGGGGAGUUGUUUUUCCAUUUAUCUCGAGAACGGGUAUUUGCCGAGGAGAGGACCAAGUUUUACGGAGCAGAAAUUAUUUCUGCUUUAGGAUAUCUUCAUGAAAAUAAUAUUGUCUAUAGAGAUUUAAAGCUGGAAAACUUGUUAUUAGACAAAGAUGGUCAUAUAAAGAUAGCUGAUUUUGGGCUAUGUAAAGAGGAGAUGUUUUUUGGGGCCAGUACUAAAACAUUCUGUGGUACUCCAGAGUAUCUAGCACCAGAGGUAUUAGAAGAUAAUGACUAUGGUCGUGCAGUAGAUUGGUGGGGUACUGGUGUUGUCAUGUAUGAAAUGAUGUGUGGUAGACUUCCAUUCUAUAACAGAGAUCAUGAUGUGUUGUUUGAACUUAUAUUAUUACAACAAGUGAAAUUCCCUAGGACAUUAUCAGAAGAUGCUAAAAGUUUACUAGGUGGAAUGCUGGUCAAAAAUCCAAAAGAAAGAUUGGGAGGCGGUGAAGCAGAUGUCAAAGAUCUCAUGGCUCAUCCAUUCUUCAAAAAUAUAAACUGGCAGGAUUUAGUUGAGAAAAAGGUCCCACCCCCUUUCAAGCCCCAGGUGACCUCAGAGACUGACACUCGCUACUUUGACGACACUUUUACUGCGGAGCCAGUCAGCCUGACGCCACCACAAGCCUCUCAUGUACUGGAGAGUAUCGAUGAAGAGACAAUGGAUACAGGAAUGCCGUAUUUUGAACAGUUUUCGUAUCAUGGGAGCAAAUCUAGUUUGGCGUCUAGUGUAAUGAGUUUUGAAACUACAUGGUCAGCAUGAGAAGCUUUUGAUACGCAAGAAGAUGUUCAAGUUUUGACAAAGGAUGUUUGCAUGCAUGUAAAAAUAAGAUUUUGUCAGAAUAUCGUGUAAAAUGAUGAAAUUAUUGGGAUUUUUUUCUCACAUAGAUUGAAGACUUGAUUAAUUAUGAAAUGGAAAUUUUGUUUAUGAAAAUUUCGUUAAUGAAAUUUUAACAAUUUUAUGAUUUGAAUAAGACAUGUUUUCAACAUGUUCUUUUUUAUGCAUAUGUAUAAAUGUAAAUUUGAUGAAACUAAAGUUGCAUUCAGUUAUGAACAGAAGCAAAAACUGUGUCUGAUUUUGAUAUUAUAAUGUAUUAUUAAAUCCCUUCUUGAUAAGAAAGAGUAAGAGUUAAAAAAAGAAAACUUCAAAAAUUUAUGAGAUUUUGGUCGUUUCAAUUAAGAAUCUAUUAUCAGUUUUUACUACUCUUUAGCUUUCAAUUGAAAAAAAAGCAAAUCCGUUUUUUUUUUCAAGUCUUAGAAUAGGAAUUAUAUAUUGUUAUGAAUUGUAGAUUUGUGCAUGAAUAUUGUUGUUGGCCAGUGAAUAUCAAGACAUGUACAACAAAUACAUUGUUCAUUGUGGUGAUAUUAUUUUAAGCAUCUACUCUGUAUUGUUAAAUGUCCAUCCAGUUUUCUGUGUUUUCACCACAUGAAUAUAAUUAUAUAUUAAAAACACACAUUUUAUUACAGUAUAUUUUGAAUAUAAAAAAUUAAGUUGUAAAAUUUACAACAAUCAUAUUUUCAGGUAAUAUAAUAUUUUUUGCUUUUAACUUAGAAAAGCUUUUUUUAAAUUGGGAUUAUUUUUUCUUAUUGUUAACUGUAAUUAGACAAAAACAUGAAUAAGAAAGAAGUUAUUUUACAUUGUUCAUGCCUUAUAAAAUUUAAUAUGCUCUUGCAAAUGGCUAAACGGCUAAUGGAACUAAUGUUUUUCCAUAGUGCAUUGAUCAUUUGAAUGAAUUUAAGUGCAAAAACAAUUUUCAAAAUUCAGUUUUAACAUGCUUUAGUAUUAUUUUUGUAUAUUACCUCUAGUGUUUUUUUUUUGUAAAUCCAUUAAGCAAUACAUUUUAUAUACCAUUUUUUAAGCCAACAUAGUUUACAGAUUAAAUUUUGAAUUUAUAAGGUAGUCAUUCCUUAAUGACAAUCAUCAAUGACUGUAUUAAAAUGUAUGAUGAUGCAAUAUAUGCAUACCCCACCCACUGCUGUAUCAACUAACAUGUGAUUAAUAGUUAAAUAUCAGAAGUCUACGUCCAUCAUAAGGUCGUAAAAAAUUGGCAUUUUCUUCACUUUUCAUGUUUUAUAUACAUGUAUAAAGAUCAUCAAUUUGCCAAGGUCCUACCAAUCUUGUCUGUUGACAACAUUCUGGAUACAUAAAAAAAUACAAACAUUUUAAGAAGUUUGGCAGAUUUUUUAUGAUCUGUUGAUGGAUGGAAUAAGUUUAAAGCCAUGGUUGAUAGUCUAAAAGACAUAGUGAUGUAAAUGAUAGAGAGACACAAGAAGGUAUGGUGCCUUGAACAGGCCAAAAUAUUACAAAUUUACCUCAUUUUGCUGAUUUAUAUGCUUACCGACUGCUAAAAUUUUAGAUGGUUUAUUUUCAUGAUAGUGCUUAGAUGCUAUGUUUGUAAAUAAGUGUAUAAAUUAGAUGGAAUAUACAUUUAUAAUAUGGUGAUUACAAGCAGCAAAAUGAAUGGCCGCUCCCAUUAUCAUUCAUUGUAUUAUAUAUUCCCCUUAUAUUUUAGUUGUGUUUUAUAGUUAGGUUUUGAAUUUGACAAAAGUGCUAAAUUAAAUGUUGUAUGUUAAGUUUUAGGGCCAAUGUCAUUGAAAGAUUUUGUGUUGCUAGUGUUACUGUCCUUGAAUUACGACAACUUGAAGGGGUGAAAAAAGGCAAGAGUUGUGGCCUUUGUUUUAUGGGUUACUGCUUAUAGACUUUAAAUUGGUAACUUGAUGAAGUCAUAUUAAUUAAGCAUUUUGGUGAUACAAAAGUUACAUCCCAUUAAUGAAGACAAUCUGAAAGGUCAAGGCUAUUGAUAAUUGUAAGAGUUAUGUUCCUUGAUAAAAGAAAAGUAACAGGCAAAAAUUAGUCUAAUUUUUUUUUUGUGGUGAGACUUGCAUGUACAUGGUUGUCAUAAUAUUAUGAAUGAUUAUUUAUUGAAAUCAAAUCAGGUCAUACGAAAUUUUUUGAUUCAAAGUUUAUUUUUAAGCAAGAUUUGAUUUUGUUUUUGCAGAAUGCUAAUACAUUUAAUGAUAUUAUUGCAUGGUUUUCAUGAAAAUUAGGUACUCAUGGCCUUGUUAUUCAAUAAUUACAUGACUUUUCACUUUAGAUUGGUUAUUUCAGGGACAUACCACCUCAAAAUAACUAGAUAAUUAUUGUAUUGUAUGAAAUGUCAUACUGUUUGUAUAUAAUAUAACAUUAUUUAAAUAACAUUGAGACGUAUUUGAGAAUGUUAACUGAGUCGUAAAAGAUCAUCUAGAAUUGUACAUGAAGGGUUAUUUUCAUAUCUUGUUACAUAUUAUAUUGUUGCAUUUGUACAUGAUCAUUAAGAAUGCUGGCAUAAUUAUUCCCAUUUAUUUUUAUUUUUUGCGUCCCCACUUCAAAAAUCAAGGCUUUUACAUUUUCCAUUGCGAAACUAAAUCUAAAUAUCUGAUCUAAUCUUUUAGAAUUAGUUGACAGCAUUGGAUGUCAGUAUAUAUAAAUUUUUUUACCCGUUAUAUAAUUAACGUUUUGACAUGAGGAAAGAAUGCGUUACACAAGUGUCUGGGUUAAUAAUACUAAACAAAAUCAGUGAAUCAUUUUCUGUUAUCUAUCUUAAGUAAAUCUAGAACAUUAUUUUUAGGUUUCUGUUAAUUUUUCAGAUAUUUAUUAGGCGUCCAAUCACUUUAUGGCUGAUUCUUAACUCUACAUAUAGAAAUAUAACUUGGGAAUUAUCAAAUUAUUAUUAAGAGGAUAUGCCCCCGCAAGUGAAAAUAUGUGGCAUUUUAUCAUGUUGAGUGAAAAUAUAUACCAUAUUUCACGAAAAACGAAAAAUUUACCUUUUUAUUUAAUUUCAUUAUCAAAGAAAAAUGGUUCAGAACCCCCUUGCUUGCUACGCAACUGUAAUUGUACAGCGCGCAGUAAUAUUAUUAUUGUCUUGUUUUGCACAUGAUAUUUAGCGCUAAAUUGUGACGUCACAUAAACAACUCUUUAAACCUGUUUGUACAGCGUUAAUGACUGAAGUAAAGAUAUUGGUGUUCGAAUUUAUUUUCUUAGACCAUUUUCUAGAUAGUUUUCAAAACAAAAUUCAACAAAAAGUUGUUUUGUAUUUAUCAGAUUUUUUCAAACGAAAUGGCGAAAGAAGUCCUUAAAAUAAAUAUGAGUUUUCACUCCGCCCACUUUCAUAUUUAUAUUUCAUAUUUAUUUUUAAAAAAUAUGAAAUAUAUUUGACUGAUAUAGCACCAUAUUUCAUGGGUAAAAUUAAAUAAAAUCUGACCUUUUCCCUUUUCAAUUGGAAUAUAAAACAUACAAAUAUCCAAUAAUGAUUUAGAAUUUCUGAGAAUCUAAGGAUGAUAAUAAAUAAACACUAUAAACUGAAAAUAUAUAGUUAUUUCAUAAUAACAUGACUAUUUAAAUGUGUGGGCGUCUUGGGCUCUUUAAUUUGUGUAACAGGCCUGCUUAAAACAAAGAGCUUUGUAACGUUAUCUUUAUUUUCUCCCAAAAUAUAACUCCUAUAAUAGAUUUGUAUGGGUUAUAUUCUGGAAUAGUUUAAGACCUUGUUACAAACCAGCUUGGCUUUAAGUACUGCACAGGUUACUUUGUUACGUGUCUGCUGGACAGAUGAUUUAGUUUGUAUACAUGCUUUGUAAUACCUUUAUGUUAACUUGAUAUAAUGCUUGUGAACUGAGUUUUUAAUAUGUAGCACUGUUGACUUUUCUCUGGUUUUGGAUUUGUAUACUUAUUAUUUACAUUGUGCUUUAAGAGAUAAGUUUGAAUUGAUAGAAUUCUUACAUAUAAAUUGUAUAUUUUUACAUAAUCUCUAGUACAGAGACUUUCAUUAACUAUGUGACAACUUUUCUUUUAAUAUUUUAAGCUAAGUGAUAAAUGGUGGUGUAGAGCAUUGAAUGUUUACAAAAAAGCCACUGCUUUGAAUUUCGAAUCUGAUACAGGGUUUCAUCUGAACUUCCUAGUCAAGGAUUAAGGUUUAGCUAUUUUUAUUCCUGGAAACACUAGAUCAGUGUAGGGUUUCUUGCAUAUCAGACAGUUAUAUCUACUGGGCAUAUCGGUGCUAGAAAAAACUGUCUAACACUCCCCGUAUAAAAUGAUGUCAUUUCCGCAUGCCAUCGUGAAUGAAUUGCUUUCUUAGAAUAACGUCAUUUGACCGUUAUAAAUGAAGCUGUAAAUUCAUGCACGCUUAAUGAAAAUAAUUGUUUUGUAAUUUCCUUCAGAAAUAAGAUUAAUAUGUUAUAUGCAAGAAAAAGAAUCAAACAACGGCUUUCGUUACAGAGUGGAAUAUCUAGCUCUCCAUAACUGUUUAGCAGAAGCUUGGUACAGUCUCGUUGCCUCCAUAAACAGUUAUCCUCAAGCUAGAUAUUCCGGUGUGUACCGGUAGCUAGUGUAAGAUCCUUACAGUAUUCCCUGCAUCAUUAGAUCAGUGUGAGGUGUAUAUCUUUAUUGUCCUGUCUUUGUGUUGGCAGACAACUUUUAGCUUGACAUUAUUUUACAUGCUGGCAAUAUGAUACUAAAAUUGAAUGGCCUCUGAAGUCAAAUAAAAAAAAAAUCAGUAAAUUUGUCUUCAGCUGAUAAUUAUAAAUAGAUUUGGACUGGGACUACAUAUGUUGUGAAUACAUGCUGUUCUGUAAGAUAUCGCCAUAAAAUUUACAAUUAACAUGUAUACAUGAUGUCAUAAUUUCAUACUCCCUCCACCUGCUAGGUUAAUUAUGUUACAUUGUCUGUACAAGCAUCAUAGUCUUUGUUGUUGAUUUUUAUUAGGAUGGAAAUUAAAGAAAAGUUAGUUGAAAUUAAUGAUUUCUAACAUCACUUUGAUAAUCAUGUAUAAAUUAAUUAUAAAAUCAUUAUAUUUUGUUGUGUUGUUACAUUAUCCAGACAUUUUCAUUUCAUAUACAACUGUAUUUGUGAAAUAUGGUAGCAAUGAAGAUUUUUUUUUUAUUUUCAGUGUACAUAGUAUAUUUGCUGAAGUCAGUUUUUUUUCAAAACACAAAUGUGAAAUUAAAACUUGAUAAAAUUUCUUUUAUAUCAUUCAUUAUUAUUUUGUUCAGUUUAACUGGAAUCAACUAAUUGUUCUCAUAUAGCAUGUAAUAAGUAGUCAGGUAAUUGGUGAUUUAGAAUGGAAUCAUAAUAUACUGUUAUUGUUUUUCUUUUCUUUUUUCUUUUUUUUCCCAAUUGUUAAGUCCUUAAGCUUGUCUGAUAAAGAUUGCUUCAUUAAGAAAAAAGGUAAAAAAAGAAAGAGUGUAGUGUACCACCAAAGAUCAUCUGGUCAAUUUCCAAAUGAGAUGAGAUUCAUUUUAAGCUUGUUACAUCUACACAGUACACUGUUGCAAGUAGUGGUUAGAUCACCCAGGAAGGAAUCAUCUUACAAAGCCCUUAUUUCUGGGUUUCUAAUGAGCUGAUUUUGCUUACUAUACAUAGAAUUAGAUUUUUAUUUAUUUCAUUUUUUUCUUUCCAUUCAAUGAGAAUGAAGAAAUUUAAUUAUAAUGUGUUUGAAAUUUUUACUACACAGAUAUCUAAUACAUGUGAAAAUGUCAAGAACAUUGUACUAAUGUUAAUAUGUAUAGUUUCAAAUGUGUAUUAGUUUUUUAUGUUCAAAUUAUAGAGCUUUCUUUUCAUACAAUUAUAGGUCUAGAACUACAUUGUAAACUUUGCUUUUGAUUACAUUUUCAUGCCCUCUUUUUCUGUUAUCAUUGGCUAGAUUAAUAUAAUUCAUAUGAGUCUCCAUGACUAGAUGGUUAAUGUCACUGACUUUGCUUGUAUCUGUUGAGGGUUUGUAUCCUACCAGAGACCAUGGAUUCUUUCAUGUGAGAAAGCAAUCCAGCUAGCUCACAGAAUGUCAGUGGUUCUACUCAGAUACUCGGUUGUGCUGAAAUGCUUCACAGAGGGGCCCCUGAGGUCUUCCUCCACCAGUAAAGCUGGAAAAUCACCAUAUGACCUUGAUUUAAAACUCAACCAACAAAAGUUAAAUUCUGAAAUAAAAAUUACCUUUUGAUAUUGCAAGUUAUUUAAUUAUAUCUUCUUGUUUUUCUUCAAUUUAAUGUGUUGAAUAAUUCUUAAAUGAAAAUUUUUCUAUAUUUGUUAGGAUUUUUCACAUUUCAGUUUUUAAUCAAAUUUUAAAUUGAAUAUUAUGAGACUGUUAUAGCAAUAAGAAUAUAGGUGUUUAUCAUGAAUUGUUUUGUGAUGUGGUUGUAUAUGUGAAGUAUACAGGUAAAGUGAUCAUCAUCUACUAAUUAUUGUUAUCUUGUGUGAUUUUGUUGGACGUGUACCUGGUACAUACAUAAUACAUCAUGAUUAUUAUAAAUCUU